Puccinia graminis f. sp. tritici CRL 75-36-700-3 is the source of this 387-nucleotide messenger RNA. RefSeq lists its product as uncharacterized. The transcript has 2 exons. Bases 1 to 387 code for a protein of 128 amino acids. The record is from RefSeq and is a predicted model, not a curated record. Lineage: Eukaryota; Fungi; Basidiomycota; Pucciniomycetes; Pucciniales; Pucciniaceae.
AUGAUUGAAGUUACAAGCUUGUUGACCGACUCAGCAUUGGGCCAUCAUGAUGAGCUCAUCAAGAGUUUCAACCAGAGCAUAGAAAAAAUCAAACAAACCGGGACCGAAGCAAGCCAGCAGCAACAAUGUUUACUCGCGCAGCUCCAACAAUCAGUGGAUCUUGCGUUUGUUGUCCAGUCGGGGUUGGAGCGUUGGCGCAGGCAGUUGAAAUUGUACGGCAUCAACGUUCGCAGCACCCAGAUAUUUGAUCAAUCUGGUGUGAUGGUGCGCAGUUACCUAAAAGAUAUGGUUGCACAGGCCUUGGAUUCUGUUCUAGAAUUCAAAUUAAAAAAAGAGGGACCAUUAGUUGUGAUGCGCAAGGAUCAAAAGAAACGCUUUGAUGAUUGA